AUGUGGAAUGUCAUCCAUGAAAAAUUGAUAUCUGCUCCAAAAAUAUUUGCCUCUAGUAUUUAUAAUUCCCCAAGAACCAUCUGGCAAAUUGCAUACUCGUACUCUGUUGUUGUUAUUCAGGAGCAACAAGGAGAAGUGGCAAUGGUUGCACGCUUGGCUGAUCCAUCAUAUAAAUUGGAAUUGUCUUCUUCUGUUCCAUCAGUGGGAUUGCCAAGAGCAACUAUUCAUCUUCCCUUUGGUGAAGUUUCACUGGAGCAGAAGAAAACUGAGGAAGUUGAGAAAGUGCUAUCAGUAAAUGGGAUUUUGAAAGGUCAUAUCUUAAAUGGAGUCUGUACUGCAUUGUAUAAGAACAACGAUUUAAACCUAAGAUACUGCUAUAAGGAUGAGGAAAUGUCAUUUAUUCAUGGUGUCUCCAUGUCUUCAAAUGCCUUAUCCUUUGCAUUCAAACGGCGUUUUAGUCCUUCAGACAAAUUAAGGUUGGAGAUGAAGAUGACAAAGCAAAAACAGCCCCUAUGAAGAUGAAGGUUCAAUUCAUGCUCCAAGUCCCUCAAGAUGAUAUUGGUAACUCAGUUUUCAUGUUCCGGGUGAAGAAAAGGUGGGACUUCUAGUUUUUGUCCUCCCUUUGUUUUAACAACAUGAGAUGUGAAAUAUUGGACACUGGGUUUUGUUUUGCCAAAUGUUUGGGAUGCAAUAUGUGGCUGGUAUGUGAAUGUCUAUGAGAACCCUGUUUCAUGGCUAAACUCUUUUUUGAUU
This is a messenger RNA of Elaeis guineensis (African oil palm), 753 nucleotides long. NCBI's taxonomy places the organism in Eukaryota, Viridiplantae, Streptophyta, Magnoliopsida, Arecales, Arecaceae. The record is from RefSeq and is a predicted model, not a curated record.